This is a messenger RNA of Lepidothrix coronata (blue-crowned manakin), 1599 nucleotides long. RefSeq names its product phospholipid scramblase family member 5 (gene PLSCR5). Gene Ontology annotation, cellular component: plasma membrane. The record is from RefSeq and is a predicted model, not a curated record. Gene Ontology annotation, biological process: plasma membrane phospholipid scrambling. The transcript is spliced from 7 exons. Gene Ontology annotation, molecular function: phospholipid scramblase activity. NCBI's taxonomy places the organism in Eukaryota, Metazoa, Chordata, Aves, Passeriformes, Pipridae. Bases 306 to 1091 code for a protein of 261 amino acids.
GAUCUGGCUGCGGAAUUCCAACAGGAUUGCAGACGUCCUUGGAGGGGAGGAGCUCCUGUAGACACCAGCUGAAGCAAGACGCCUCACAAACCAAAGUUCAAGCAUCUCCCCCUGUUGUCCAGCUCAGACAAUGCAGCGCUCUGCACCAUGAAGGCGACACAUCUCCCGUUCUUUGUGAGCUGAUAUCAAGUAGACAGACACCUUCUGAAGUUUUGUGCAUGCUGUGCGCUUUUUUUCUUUGCUGCAACAAGAAAAGCCUUUUCUUUUAACCUGGCUUCCUUUGAAGAAGUAACUCAGGAAGCUUCAUGGCCUCUCAAGAAUCUCGGGGACAAACCAACCCUAUCUUUAAGGAUUACCUCCCUGGUUCUUCUGACAUUCCUGAACAGAAUAAGCCUGUUGAACCUACAAGUCUCUGGAAGCAAACAUCACACACUCAUAACUUACCACCUGGUCUGGAGUACCUGAACCAGCUGGACCGGAUAAUUAUUCAUCAGCAAGUGGAGCUUCUGGAAGCCAUACUUGGCACAGAGACCUCCAGCAAAUAUGAGAUAAAAAACCAUUUGGGACAAAGAGUUUACUUUGCAAUAGAAGAAAAUGAUUGCUUUGAUCGUAACCUGUGUUCGCCUAUAAGGUCGUUCACCAUAAGGAUCGCGGAUAACAUGGGCCGAGAAGUGAUUAGAGUGAUCAGACCCUUGAGAUGCAACAGCUGCUGGUUCCCCUGCUUCCUGCAGGAGUUAGAAGUUCAGUCCCCACCAGGUACAACAGCUGGGUAUGUUGUACAGAACUGGGACCCUUUUCUGCCAAAGUUUACUAUACAGAACCAAAGUAAAGAAGAUGUACUAAAAAUAAUUGGCCCUUAUGCAACCUGUGGCUGUUUUGAAGAUGUUGAGUUUGAGGUAAAAGCUCUCAAUGAGAUGACAACAAUUGGCAAAAUUUCCAAGUACUGGUCUGGAUUUGUAAACAACGUCUUUACCAACACUGCCAACUUUGGGAUACAGGUCCCUGUAGAUCUUGAUGUGAGAAUGAAGGCAGUAAUGAUUGGUGCUUGUUUCCUCAUUGUAAGUAUGCACUGUGAAAAGGUAGACCUCUAGAGGUGUGCAGACUGGGGCAGAGGGUCCAUUGGUAUCAGCUGUGAUCCUACAAAGGUGUAAGUGCAGUGGAAAGCCAAACCCAAUACCUAAAAGAUAAAUUAAUUGAAAACAUUUUAAUUUUUAUGUCUGCUUUUGUUUUUUAGGUUUCUUAAUUUUUUGUUUCUUAAAUAGUUUAAAUAGUAUUACACAUGCAGUUCAGUAUUUCAUAUGGCAGGAUCAAAUCUCAACAUGUCAAACCUACAAAACUCCCUCAAGCCCCUUACUGUUUUUGAACAAUUGUAUGAGCCAAAAAAAAGUUAUGUUGUUUCUAAUGGUAAUUUCAAACCAAUUCAAUAGUUCUGUUGAAUGUUCCAUGUAAGACCUCCGGGUCGUAUAAAAAUUCCUACAAAAAUUCCCUUGUGAAAAUGAUUGUAAGAUAAGAAUUUUCUGAGAAGAAUACUCAGUGUUAAGGGUAAAGAUGAAGUUAAGAUGCCCAUUUUCUAGAAUUAUAAAUUGAUAUUCAUUGUGU